Messenger RNA from Musa acuminata AAA Group (dessert banana), 6248 nucleotides. Its product is annotated as putative 1-phosphatidylinositol-3-phosphate 5-kinase FAB1C. Gene Ontology annotation, cellular component: endosome membrane. The coding region runs from base 701 to 5905 and encodes 1734 amino acids. Gene Ontology annotation, molecular function: ATP binding; 1-phosphatidylinositol-3-phosphate 5-kinase activity. The record is from RefSeq and is a predicted model, not a curated record. Gene Ontology annotation, biological process: phosphatidylinositol phosphate biosynthetic process. NCBI's taxonomy places the organism in Eukaryota, Viridiplantae, Streptophyta, Magnoliopsida, Zingiberales, Musaceae. The transcript has 12 exons.
UCGUAUUGAUCUCUAUCCGACUCAUUCCUUCGUCCACCUCCCGCUGCAACGACUACGAACGCCCAACUUAAUCCCUUUGAUUCCACUUAACACUAUCUGCCCGCAGGAGAAGAAGAGAUUGCCCUCGCCGACGAUGGGAUCUCCCGCUGCCGCCGAGAUCCGUUGCUCCUCCGGAGCCCUCACCCUCCUCCGCCUCCUCCUCUUCCUCAUCGUCCCUCUCAUUUAGCUGUCUUCCUCUUGCUCGAGCUCCAAAGGUCCCGCCCGCCUUUUGCUUCUUAUGGUCAAACACCCCCACCGGGGUCUCCGCAGAGCAAUCGGGGAUCGGCUGAUUGGCUUUGUGGCUCCUUUUCGGCGUUGCUUAGUGCUGCUUAAAGUCAUUGGAUUUUGGAGGACUCUGGAUUGCGUUUGUGUCUCAAGUUUUUGUACAUAAUACCAUCCGGUUGCCGGUCAGAGAAAAUUUUGGUCUCUUCGGCAGGGUGUGGAUUUUGUGGCUUUUGAUUGUUGUGCUUCGUGCUUGCCUCUCUUUGAUUUUUGGGACCCGAAGAACCCGGAAGGCUUGCUUUUUUUUUUUUUUUUUUGGUUUUUGUAUGAUCUCUUCUCGUUUGGAGUUUGCGAGAGAUCUUGACAGGGAAAUAGGAAAAGUUUACGGAGGGAAGGGGAGCUGCUAGGUUUCUUUUAUGACUGCGAGCGGUUCCUGUUUAUGGGAGUAGUCAACUACCCGAUUCUCGAUUUGAUACUAAAGGUCAGAUCUUGGUUGAGCUUUCCACUGGACGUCUUAUCGGAGUCUUUGAUGUCGUCCGGCGGUGAUCCUGUCACGUGCUGCGAGUGCAGAGAAUUGGGGUUCGGCUACCGGUGCCAAAGUUGUGGCCGGUUGCUCUGCCGGAAGUGUAUGCUCGGUGCUUCUCCGGUGCCGGACCGAGCAGAGCAGAAGCCCGUUUUCUGUAACUUCUGCUUUCGAGGUGACAAUGGACCUUGGGACGCAGCGCAGCAGCGUAGCAGCACGUGCGCCAAAAUUUAUCCUUUUGUCUCACCGAAGUCGCCACUCUCCAGAUCCAGUACUGACAGGCUCGGCCAAUCGGAGUUGCGAGAGUUAUCAUCUCCGCGCCCUCUUCGUUGUUCGACUAAUAGGAAUUACGAAGAAGACGAGGGUGAUGAUGAGGGGAAGCAGUUUUUCACCCCAUUGAGUGUGUUCUCUCGAGAUACCUCUGACAUAGAAUCCAUGAGCAUUUGUGCUGGAAAUGAUUUGUACUUCAGGUCAGCAAAUUCAAGUCCUUUGGAUAGCCCUUGUAGGCCUGUUGAACAAGGGUUGGUUAGUUCUUUCUUGGGAAAGAGUGGCCUUUCAGAUCAAGGCUCUCCAGAGCAGCUGAAAAAAUAUGGAGCAGAUUGUGAGGAAUCGCCAGAGAAUUCUGGUGAUAUCUCUGGCAAUUUCCUGGGAUCCCGGAAUCAAGAAAGUCAAAUGGCUACGCAUAACUUUAAUUUUGAAAAUGAUUGUAUUUUUGACCCUCCAUUCCCUGAGGAUGAACAGGAUGAUAUGGAAACCAGUUUCUUUGGAUUUAAUGACGAGGAUGAUGAUGUCGGGGAGUCAGCUAAACUCUUUAAAUCUAGUAGCUUCAGUAGUGACCCAAUGCAGACCAAAGAGAAGUCUAAUGAAUCCCACAAGGAGGCUUUGCGGACUGCUGUUCAUGCACAUUUUAGGGCUCUUGUGUCACAAUUAUUGAAGGGAGAAGGCGUCCAUUCUGGGGUUGACUUAGAGGGGCCAGACUGGCUGGAGAUAGUAUCCUCACUGGCAUGGCAAGCUGCAAAUUUUGUCAAACCAGAUACUAGCAAAGGUGGUAGCAUGGAUCCAGGUGAUUAUGUGAAAGUCAAGUGUGUAGCAUCAGGAAAUCCAAAUGAUAGUACCCUAGUGAAGGGAGUAGUUUGUACUAAGAAUGUGAGACACAAACGCAUGGUCUCGAGGCAUCGAAACCCUAGGUUGUUUCUUUUGGGUGGAGCAUUGGAGUAUCAAAAGGUUCCAAGCGGAUUAGCAUCUAUAGGAACUCUACUUGAGCAGGAAACCAAUUACAUGAAGUUAGCUCUUUCUAGGAUAGAGGCACUUCGGCCCAAUGUGCUUCUUGUUGAAAGAAGUGUUUCCUCAUAUGCUCAAGAGUAUCUGCUGGGGAAAAAAGAGAUAUCUUUAGUGCUAAAUGUCAAGAGGUCACUUUUAGAGAGGAUAUCACGAUGUACUGGUGCUCAGAUUGUUCCAUCCAUUGAUAGUGUUGCUUCAGCAAGGCUUGGACACUGUGAAAUGUUUUGGAUAGAAAAGGUGUAUGAUGAAUCUUCAUCUUCCAAACAUCGGAAGAGGCCCAGUAAAACUUUAAUGUUUUUUGAAGGCUGCCCACGACGUUUAGGGUGCACGGUUCUUCUAAGGGGAGCAUGCCUUGAAGAAUUGAAAAAGUUAAAGCAUGUUGUUCAAUAUGCAAGCUUUGCAGCAUAUCAUCUUUCAUUAGAGACCUCAUUCCUUGCAGAUGAGGGUGCAUCACUUCCUAAACUUCCUAUAGGGCCUCCAGUUACCUUGCCUAUGAAGCUUACUGAGGCUGAUGACUUUGUCUCAUCAGCUUCUAGUUUGGCUGCCUUUGCUGAACAAGGUGUUGGUAACAGUCAUGAGAAAGAUAGGUCAUGCGGCAAACUUGACAUAGAGAGCCAGGCUAUAUCAUCAGAUAUUAUGCAUUUGAAUAAAGAUGUUUUGGAGCAUAGUUCUGAACAACAAAAAUACAAUAAUUUGUUUGAGCAUACCAGCAUUCACGAUAUUGAUGGCUUUUCUGCUCCAUAUUCUGAAAACAGCGGGGGCAUUGCUUUUAGAUCUACUUCAGAUAUUUGCUAUUGUGGGUCAACAGGUUCAAGAUUUGAGUUUUAUUGCAAUGAGCCCACUUCCUUUCCACCUUUUCCUAUUGAAUUGAACAAUCACCAAGAUGAAGUGCUGGAGAAAUUAGUAAAAGAAAGAAGCAACUUAGCUAGUGACCGACUUAGAUCAGAUGAUGAACAUAAAAAAUCAGAUAUUGCUAUCAAGAAUGACGUUCCUGGAGACUACUUCUCAGCUGCAGACAAUCAUCAGAGCAUAUUGGUUUCCUUAUCAAGCACUUGCAUUAAAAAGAGUAGAGUUUGUGAGCGUUCUCAACUUUUCCGCAUCAAAUUUUAUGGUAGCUUCGAUAAGCCCUUGGGGAGAUAUCUUCGUGGUGACUUGUUUAAUGAGACAUAUUGUUGUCAAUCUUGUAAAGAGCCAACAGAAUCCCAUGUUCGGUGUUAUACUCACCAGCAGGGCAGCCUUACUAUUAUGGUCAGGCGACUUCCUUCCAUGAAGUUGCCUGGUGAACGUGAUGGGAGGAUAUGGAUGUGGCACAGAUGCCUCAGGUGUGAAAAGGAUAAGGAUGGAGUUCCUCCAGCCGCACGCAGAGUAAUCAUGUCUGAUGCUGCAUGGGGGCUUUCUUUUGGGAAAUUUUUGGAGCUUAGCUUUUCGAGUCAUGCAACUGCUAACCGAGUUGCAAGUUGUGGUCACUCUCUACAGAGAGACUGCCUUCGGUUUUAUGGGUUCGGAAGCAUGGUUGCCUUCUUUCACUAUUCUCCUGUGGAUAUUUUAUCUGUUUGCUUACCACCGUCAGUUCUGGAUUUCACUUUCCAAAUUCAGCAAGAAUGGUUGAAACCGGAGGCAGUUCUGGUAUUCAAUAAAAUAAAUGCCUUGCAUGGUAAGAUAUCUGAUGUGCUCCAUGCAACUGAGAGGAAGAUCAUGACAUCUGAGGAUGAACCUUUAAAGGCAAGCAUCCAUAGGCACAUUAUAAAGCUGAAGGAAUUGCUUGAAAUAGAAAGACACGAUUUUGAUGUCUUGCUUCAACCAGUUAUAGUUGGGAAUACUCAACCUUUACGGGUAAUGGUUGACAUCUUAGAGCUUAAUCGGUUGAGACGUGAAAUUCUAUUUGAUUCUUACACGUGGGAUCGUCGACUCUAUUCUUUGGGAUUGUUGUCCAAAGAAAAAGGCCGUACCAUCAUUGAUUCACAGCUGACAGAUAUUUCAUCUAAAACCAAUAUGAGAGAAUGGAGGGAAGAAAUGCUUGGGAAAGAUGGAACAUUUGGAAGAGAAGUUACUGACAAGUCAUCCUACUUUUCAGCAACUCAAAAAUCUAGUUUUUCAAAGCAGCAUGAAGAGCUUAGCUUGCGGGUUAUGGAGUGUAACACAAACAACAUGGUUGAAAUGGACCUGUCUAUUGAAUCCGUCGAAGGCUUUGCAGGCUCAGCAAGUUCUAACUUUGUUUCUAGUAAUAAUGAUGGAUGGGAUGAUACAUCAAUAUUUGAUGACACUGAAAGUACAUUUUUGGAGAAUUCAACUUCACCAUUGUCUAGUCUAUCAGAUAAAAUUGAUUUGGCAUGGAGUGGUUUGGGUCAGUUAAUGACGGAUCAACUAAAAGGUGGUUCAGAAGCUGAUACAUCUGGACCUUUGAUGGAGAAUCCAUGCUACAGUAGGUUAAAGUCCCCAUUAAGAGUUUAUUCAUUUGAUUCUGCUUUAAGAUUUCGAAAAGGAGUACAUGGUCGUUUCCUUCCUGCUUCACUGCAUUUGCCUUCAGCAAAAUCAUUCGAUUUCUCUGGAGGUCUUGCUAGUAUGCCAAAGGAUCCGAUUACAAUCAUGAGAAGAGCCUACUCACAAAGUUCUCCCAGUACAGUUCAGAGAUUGGAUGAUCUUCUCAAUCACAUACCUCUACGUAUCUCAUCAUCUUUGGAAAAGAUAGCUGAAGGGGCACGGUUGCUUCUACCUCAAAAUGCUCUUGAUGAUAUUGUUGUUGCAGUUUAUGAUGAUGAACCCACCAGUAUAAUAUCCUAUGCUAUAACUUCCCAAGAGUAUAAUGACUACAUAGUGCCUAGUUUGGAUGAAACUGUCUCUUGUAUGUUGAGGAAAGGAAGUAGUGUUGUUAAUAUUGUUGGUGCAGCAACUCAACAAUCAAAUUUGCAGUUUCAUUCUGAUGUUGGACCUGAUGAGCCUCAACUUUCUCGGGUGAACCCAUUAGAUCCUAAGGAAACACAUUUCAGAAUUUCUUUUGACGAUGAUUAUUCAAUUCCUUCAGACAAGGCAAAGUUUUCUGUUACAUGUUAUUUUGCAAAGCAAUUUCAUGCACUAAGGAAGAUAUGCUGCCCAAGCGAAUUGGAUUAUAUACGUUCUUUGAGCCGCUGCAAGAGAUGGAGUGCACAAGGUGGUAAGAGCAAUGUUUACUUUGCCAAGUCAUUGGAUGAAAGAUUCAUCAUAAAGCAGGUCACCAAAACAGAGUUAGAUUCCUUUGAGGAUUUUGCUCUUGAAUACUUCAAAUAUCUGACACAGUCCAUAACUUCUGGUAGUCCCACCUGCCUUGCUAAAGUCCUUGGUAUUUAUCAGGUGGCUGUCAAGCAUUCAAAAGGUGGGAGGGAAGUGAAAAUGGAUGUCAUGGUAAUGGAAAAUCUCUUUUUUAAGAGGAAUGUUUCAAGAGUUUAUGAUCUCAAAGGCUCAUUACGCUGCCGUUAUAACCCUGAUUCCUCGGGAAACAAUACAGUUCUACUAGAUUUGAAUCUAUUAGAGACAAAGCCAAUAUUUUUGGGAAGCAAGGCAAAGAGAAGAUUGGAGCGAGCUGUGUGGAAUGAUACUUCUUUUCUUGCAUCUAUUUAUGUCAUGGACUAUUCGUUGCUGGUCGGCAUCGAUGAGACACACAAAGAGCUAGUGAUAGGAAUCAUAGACUUCAUGCGGCAGUAUACAUGGGACAAGCAACUUGAAACAUGGGUAAAAGCCUCUGGCAUCCUUGGUGGCUCGAAACAUGCAACUCCAACCGUAAUAUCUCCAUUGCAAUACAAGAAAAGAUUCAGAAAAGCCAUGUCAAAUUACUUCCUUACUGUCCCUGACCAUUGGUCCUCUUGAGUCCUUUUUCCAGCUGCAAGGUAUUCGAGGCAUUGUUUCAACAGUAAUUAUAGAUGAAUAUACCAUUACGAGCUAUUCUACAAAGAUCAGAGUAGUUACCUUCUUACACUGUAUUUCAUUGAUUUAUUCAAUCUUGCCCUACUUGUAUCAUGCUUUUUGAAUUCGAUAUAUGGGGACGAGUUCUCUGAGCAUCAAGCAUUGCCUUUUGCCCUGCUUAGCAGAGUCUGUAUUCAUCAAGUUGCUCAAUCGUCACAGUUGCUGUAACAUGUAAUCUCUGUUAAGCCCUUGUACUCUCAAACUUUAGUGCAUGAAGCAAUUGUGGAUGACAAACAUGAAAGUUUCA